Neoarius graeffei (lesser salmon catfish) is the source of this 3004-nucleotide messenger RNA. RefSeq names its product kelch-like family member 36 (gene klhl36). The record is from RefSeq and is a predicted model, not a curated record. The coding region runs from base 158 to 2080 and encodes 640 amino acids. NCBI's taxonomy places the organism in Eukaryota, Metazoa, Chordata, Actinopteri, Siluriformes, Ariidae. The transcript has 5 exons. Gene Ontology annotation, molecular function: cullin family protein binding.
UUGCUGCGAGCUUCACUUUUCCUCGCGCUAGAAAUUGUUUGCAUAACGCUGUUUUAGCCAUUUUAAAACGUUAAUUUUUACAGGAACAGAAUGGCAGGAUGAUGAAGUGAUUCCUCCUUCUCGCAGGGUAGCUGUCAUCAGUUCUGCGGAGGGAAACAUGCAGCAGUGCUCACCGCCAGUCUUACAGGGAGGUGAUGAAAUGGAUGGUGUUAAGGAGAAACAGGGUCGACUUUCUCGAUCACACAGACUCAAUGACAGUUCAAAGGUGUAUCGAUGGGCUGACCAAGCCAUUUACCUGCUGCAGGGUUUAAAUGAGCAGCGAGAAUGUGGGCAGUUGUGCGAUGUGGUCCUGGUGGCGAACGGGCAGCGGGUUCAUGCCCACCGCGCCCUGUUGGCCGUCUCCAGCCCGUACUUUCAGGCCAUGUUCACGCUUGGUAUGCGAGAAGAGCGCCAAGCUGAAGUGGAGCUUGUAGGUGCUUCGUAUGUCGGGGUUAAAGCGGUCGUGGACUUCCUUUAUAGUGGCGAGUUGCCCUUGGAUGGUGGAAACAUUGACUACGUGCUCGAGACGGCUCACCUGCUGCAGGUCUGGCAGGCUGUCGAUUUCUGUUGUCAGUACCUGGAGAAAGAGGUAAAUGAGGACAACUAUCUGUACCUGCAAGAGCUGGCGAUGCUUUAUAGCUUGGAGCGUCUGGACGCCUUUAUCGACCGCUUUGUCCUGGAACGAUUCACCGCUCUUUCGUGCACACCCAAGUUCUUGAAAGACGUCGGAUUAUCCAAACUCUGUUCCUACUUAGCCAGUGAAGACGUGCAGCACGAGAGUGAGCAGAACCUCCUCCAGACAGCCCUCCAGUGGCUCAGCCAGAAGCCCGAGCGCUUGCCGUUUGCCCACCAGCUUCUGUGCCAUGUCCGCUUGGCCCUGAUCUCACCUGUGCAGCUGGCGGAGCAUGUCCUGCCUGCUGUACGCUCUUUAUUGCCCCCAGACUCAGGCUGUCAAGCACUCGUGGAGGAAGCACUAAGCUACCAUGCUCACGUCAGUGCCCAGCCCGUACUACAGACAGCACAGUCAGCCCUGAGAGGAGGAGUGGCGCGCCUGUUGCUGGUUGGAGGAGAGGUGUAUGAGCGUGGUGAAGAGCUGAGCACUGAUGUGAGCUGGCUAGAUGGAGAAGCAGGAGUGUGGGUGGUAGAGACACAGCUACCUGCUCAGAGGAGCCACCACUGCGUGGCGGUGCUGGGGGGAUUCAUCUUUAUCGCUGGCGGGAGCUCGUUACGGGAUAACGGCGGAGAUGCAGCAAGUAACAUACUCUACCGAUAUGACCCACGUAACAACACAUGGGCCAAGGGUGCCAGUAUGAACCAGCGGCGAGUGGAUUUCUAUCUCGGAACCAUGGGGGACUGUGUGAUUGCUGUUGGGGGACGCAAUGAAAGUGGUGCACUAUCAUCUGUUGAGGUCUACCAUCCUGUGGAGGAUUACUGGACCUAUGUAGCAGGGCUGCCAAGAUUAACAUAUGGCCAUGCCGGCACAACACACAAUGGUGUAGUUUACAUCUCAGGCGGUCAUGACUAUCAGAUUGGACCUUACCGACGUGACAUGCUAAGUUAUGACCCGAGUGCAGGCGACGCAUGGGUUGAGCGUCAAGCCAUGACUCUGGCUCGAGGCUGGCACUGCAUGGCAUCACUGCACGACCGGAUCUAUGCAAUCGGUGGCAGUGAUGACCAUGAGGACAGCAUGGAGCGCUUUGAUGUGCUAGAAGUAGAGGCCUUUGACCCGCACACCGAGCAGUGGAGCAGGGUUGCCCCACUGCGCUACCCGAACAGCGAAGCAGCUGUUGCCGUGUGGGACGGCAAGAUCUACGUGAUGGGAGGCUACACCUGGGAGCACAUGGACUUCUCAGAAAACACUCAGGUGUUCACGCCAGAGAAGGGCCAGUGGACGAUGGGACCCAACCUGCCCAGGUAUAUUGCCGGAGCCUCGGCGUGUGUGUGCACAGUCCGAGCUCGGCAGUCCUGCAGCACUGAACAGGACAGGACAGGAGUGAAGGAGAAAGACAAACAAAACACAAGUCAAGGACAAGACAGAUGACUGGAAGGGCAAAUAUACAGUAACGGUUUGGUAAUGUGCCCUAACAGGGCAGGUAUUCUCCUAACAUGCAGGUUACAGCACCGAGGGCACACGCCCUUAUCAGAUAUCAGUAUUCGUCGGCUGCUUAUGGAGGACAUGGACUGAAUUGAGCUGAUUCGGUUUGGAAACUGCUGGUUGCUGGUGCGUCUUCAGUCAUUUAGUCUUCAGGGUUAUUCCAUGUGUAAGAAUAAUCUGUAGCAUCACUCGAUCUUGGGCUGAAGAAGCGUGUGAAAUAUUUGCAUUAGCAAUUCUCAGUAAUUACAUGGACUAACAUCAUUUUCAGCAUUAGAUGACAACAUUUACAGUGUUGUUAAACAUGUUUAUUCAUUGUCUCUGAGGUUCAGUUCAGUACACCGUAUGUUACAAACACACUUUGGCACUAAUACUCUUGCGAGUAUUUGAAUUCAGGCAAUUUGUUGAGCACGUUAAAUCUCUUUCUUUAAAAUCUUGUUCUGUCCUCUGAAUAACAGCGCUCGCAAUGAGGCACAGUGAGCGUAUCCAAGAUUAACAACAUUUCACUUAAAGGGGUAGUAAGGAUGAGAUUCCAACCUGUGGGACAAAAAAAAACAAAAACCAUACCAUAACAUUGUGAACAAGUUAAUGUGUAUUUGUUUUUUGGGCUGCUUUGUUAAACAGUUGUUUGAGUCGUCCUGCAGUGAGACGUGUGUUUGCUCUUACUCUUCAAUGGCGCAGGCUCUCCAGCCACGAUUCAGAGACCUGAGUGCACUCAUGUCCUCCAAGUCCAGGCAGAAAUCAAAGAUCUACGAUUAUACAAAACGAUAUUAUUGUUGACAUUACUGUAAAUGGCUUUAUUUUAAAAUCCUGUUCAUCUAGAUCAGCCUGCAGAUCAUUCUCCUAAAAAUAAAACUGAAGGUGAAGACAAAA